This is a messenger RNA of Cuscuta campestris, 2274 nucleotides long. The record is from the annotation of a GenBank genome assembly. NCBI's taxonomy places the organism in Eukaryota, Viridiplantae, Streptophyta, Magnoliopsida, Solanales, Convolvulaceae.
GUGGUUAAACCAAGAUUUUUAUUUUCAUUUAUUUAAAGAACAAAACGUAAAAAGUUUUACAGAGCCCGUUUGGGGGACGGAUGGAGUACAGAAAUAUAACGGCGGAUUGUUUCCUUGAGCCGGUGGCUCCGAUUGAAAUGAUCACUGAACCAAAGCAAGAAGAGGAAGAAGACCCCGCAGAGAGCUAGAGCCCAUGUCCAAGCGUUUCAUGGACAAAGCCCUCUCCACUGCUUCUCCCUCUAUGGGAACUCCUCUCGCCAAUGGAAGCACUAUUAGUAAAAGAUCAAGGGCAAUUCGAGAUGGACGUAUGGACAGAUCUGCAGUGGUCUGUUCGUGUGUAAAGGAUAAAGCCAUUGCCAUUCGAGACAGUCUUGACCCCGGAUUUCCUUCCUUUAUUAAGUUCCUUCUCCGGUCCCACGUCACAAAAUUGUUUUGGGUGGGUCUUCCGGGGGAUUUUUGUAAGAGGCACCUCCCCAAUGAUGCUACAGUUAUAUUGGAGGGUGAAGAUGGCAUGCAGUAUGACAUAACUUUUGUAGUAGGUAGAAAACAACUUCGCGGGGGAUGGAAAGCGUUUUCACAGGCCCAUAACUUGCAAGAAGGCGAUGCAGUUGUCUUCCAAUUGGUGCAUCAAUAUGAAUUCAAGGUUUAUAUAGUGAGAUUCAAUGAUUUGGAUCACCAUGUACACGAAGGACAAUCAGACAUAGAAAAGAGUGAUGAAGAAGAUGAAUAUCAAAAGAGGAAAAGUCUGGCUGAAAUGACUCCGAGUCUCGGUGAAAACCUUCUGAAUGAUUAUGAGGAAGAGCUCCCCACUGCCUCUCCCUCCGUGGCCAGUGAAGGAACUCCUCUGGCCAAUGGAAGCACCAGUAGAAAAAGAUCCAUGGCAAUGCAUGCUAGAAGUAUGAACAUAUCUGCAGCUGUUUGUUUGUGUGUAAAGGAGAAAGCAAUUGCUCUUCGAGACAGUCUUGACACCAGACUUCCAAGCUUUAUAAAGUUCCUUCUGCGUUCCCACGUCACACAUGGGUUUUGGAUGAGUCUUCCUAUGGAUUUCCAUCGGAUGCACUUACCCAAUGAUGCUACAAUCAUAUUGGAGGGUGAAGAUAGCAUGCGGUAUAAAACAAAUUUUCUAGCAGGUAAAGGAGGACUUAGCGGUGGAUGGAGAGGGUUUGCGCUUUCCCAUAACUUGCAAGAGGGUGAUGCAAUUGUUUUCCAAUUGGUGAAGCAAUAUGAAUUCAAGGUUUACAUAGUGAGAGUCAGUGAUUUGGAUCACUGUGCACAUGAAGGAGGACAACCAGUGACAGAAAAGAGCGGUGAAGAUGGGUGCGAAAAGAGGAAAAGCCCGGCUGAAGUGACUCCGAGACUUGGUGAAAACUUUCUGGAGGAUUAUGAGGGUGAAGGGUUCUAUUUCGCGAGUGAUAGUGAGGAUUCCCCUGCAGAAAACAUGGAAGAAAGCAAAUCCCUAGAUCCCUUUGAGGACUUGAAGAGUUUCAAAAUUGUUGUAAACGGUUGCCCUGUUGACCCAUUGAUCUCCGUCUCAGCACGUAUCAAGUAUUAUGAGCUAUGUCUGUCUAGGAAAUCAUAUCUACACGGCGAGCUUCUCAAGAAAAUCAACCACCAACUGGCUACAGGAGUCAUACUUGAAAUCAUCAGCAUUGCUGAUGCCAUAAGAGCUUGCUGCCUCUCCACCUCCCAGAGCGACAUCAAAGAAUGGGCAACAAAAUUAGAAGGGUUUAGGCUCUUGGGAAUGGAUGUUGGUUUUCUGCUUGACAGAGUUGAGGAACUUCUACGACUUGCUGUCGAGUAUCAAGAGAGCGGGGAAGCAAAGAGGUAUUACGAAACUACAAAGAAGGAAAAGCAUUUGGAUGAAGAAAUAGCUUCUCUGGAAAGGAAGAUGAUGGAGCUUAAAGAAGCCAGGGCCACUCUUCAAUCUGAAAGAGAGGUUCUUGAGGCGCAUUUCCUUAAGCAGAGAUUGAGUUUCCAAGACACGGCAAAGAUGGCUUGGUGAUCUUAUUCGUAAUGAUCGUCUACUUUCCUAGUUUCCUCUAACCUGUGUUUGGCACAUGUGACUAUUGAUUAUGAGGCCAUUCAUAUAUUGUUCUCUUAUGUUUUCAUAUGUUGUUAAGCACAUAAGCAAUGAAUGAGGGAGUAGUAGUAGUGGUUAAUGUUUGUCUCACCUGUUUCAAUAUACUCCUUAUCUUGUGCCAACUGAUAUUUUUUCUUUCGGUAAAUAGUACUCCGUAUAUGAGAAACUUUUUAUAAGAAAACAUUAUUUGUAAU